Messenger RNA from Carassius carassius (crucian carp), 944 nucleotides. Its product is annotated as small ribosomal subunit protein uS7m. Gene Ontology annotation, cellular component: ribosome. Gene Ontology annotation, molecular function: rRNA binding; mRNA binding; structural constituent of ribosome. The coding region runs from base 118 to 804 and encodes 228 amino acids. The record is from RefSeq and is a predicted model, not a curated record. The transcript has 5 exons. Lineage: Eukaryota; Metazoa; Chordata; Actinopteri; Cypriniformes; Cyprinidae. Gene Ontology annotation, biological process: ribosomal small subunit assembly; translation.
UCAGAGCGAGUUUAACCGCUGAUCUGAGAUCUGUGUUUGUGUUUGUCCUCUAACCGUGGAUAUAACAGUUUGGUCAUCCAAUCUGAUCUGAGACAAAACUAUUAGAUUGUCCUUAAGAUGGCAGCCUCCGUCAGACAGUUACUGAAACCUAGGACACCGAGUCUGUGUUUGGUGAGAUGGAGUCGGUAUAAUCCAUACUAUCUGGAUCCUGAUCCCAGUAAAGAUGCUCGUGUCCCAGAAUCAGAGCUCAGUCCUGAAGAUAAAGAGCUGCAGGAACUGAAAACAGUGAGUCCGAUCAAAGCAGCUCUGUCCAGCGACACCAGCUCUGCUUUCAGUGACCCUCUGAUCAGCAAGUUCAUCAACAUGAUGAUGGAAGAUGGAAACAAAAUCCUUGCUAGAGGAAUCAUGACACAGACGCUGGAGACCAUAAAGAGAAAACAAGUGGAGAAAUACCACAAAUCUCCAGCAGCUAAGAGAGAAGAGAUCGAGUGUAAUCCAUACACCGUCUUCAGUCAGGCCCUAGAGAACUGCAAACCCAUCAUUGGACUGGCCAGUGUCCAGAAAGGAGGCAAAUCUUAUCAGGUGCCCGUUCCUCUCACGGAUAAUCGACGGCGUUUUCUGGCCAUGAAGUGGCUGAUCACAGAAUGCAGAGACAACAAACACCGUCGCACACACAUGUACGAGAAACUCUCGCAGGAGCUGCUGGCCGCCUUCGCUAACGAAGGAAAUGUAGUGAAACGCAAACACGACCUUCACAAGAUGGCCGAAGCCAACAGGGCAUAUGCACACUACCGCUGGUGGUAGAGAGAGGACGUCUGGACUCCUAGUUCACCCACAGACGUGACAGCAUCAGGAGUUUGGGAUGGAUGGGCAUCUCAAAAAAGGACAUGACAAAGUAUCUUAUCUCAUCUUCGUGUGAAAGUAAAUAAAGCUAUCAAAAGUCA